This is a messenger RNA of Staurois parvus, 438 nucleotides long. The record is from the annotation of a GenBank genome assembly. Lineage: Eukaryota; Metazoa; Chordata; Amphibia; Anura; Ranidae.
AUGUACAUACAUACACAGACACAUGUACACACAGACACACACACAUGUACAUGCACACAGACACAUGUACACACACACAGACAAAUGUACACACACACACAUACAUGCAGACAUAUGUACAGAUACACACAUGUACAUACACAGAGACACCCCCCCCCCCCGAAAAACUUGCAGUACUUCGUUGUUCACUCACAGAGCUGGGUACUGCACUCUAGGGGGAGGCUGAGAGCACAGCACACACUCCUUGCUUUGCUUUCACUGCGCUCAGCUAUUGAGCAGUCUGACGGCUCCCAGUGCCAAUGACAGAUUUGGCCUGAGCUCCGAGCCUGCUCAGCAAGAUGGCCCUGGGGGACACAUUCGCCCCCACCAUAAUUUCCACUCACCAUUGGCGAGCAGGUGAGUGGAAAUUUCAAGCCCUGAUCUAAGGUAUACUUUAAG